Molecule: messenger RNA, 1647 nt
Organism: Didymella exigua CBS 183.55
Lineage: Eukaryota; Fungi; Ascomycota; Dothideomycetes; Pleosporales; Didymellaceae
Product: ATP synthase F1, alpha subunit
Exons: 8
Coding region: 1-1647 (548 amino acids)
Biological process (GO): proton motive force-driven ATP synthesis; proton transmembrane transport
Molecular function (GO): proton-transporting ATP synthase activity, rotational mechanism; ATP binding; ADP binding
Source: RefSeq, a predicted model, not a curated record
AUGUUCUCAAGGGCCAUCCGCCAGUCCAGCCGCCGGGCCGCCGCAAUCUCUGCCUCGAGCAGGAUUGCUUCGGCCCGCGCUCCCGCGUUCACCGCCGCCCGCGCCUACGCAUCCGAUGCUAAGGCCACACCCACCGAAGUCUCCUCCAUCCUGGAGCAGCGCAUUCGUGGUGUCCAGGAGGAGAACUCGCUCGCCGAGACCGGUCGUGUCCUCUCCGUCGGUGACGGUAUCGCCCGUGUCCACGGCAUGAACAACGUACAGGCUGAGGAGCUCGUCGAGUUCGCCUCCGGUGUCAAGGGCAUGUGCAUGAACCUCGAGGCCGGCCAAGUCGGUGUCGUGCUUUUCGGUUCUGACCGUCUCGUCAAGGAGGGCGAGUCCGUCAAGCGUACCGGAGAGAUUGUCGAUGUCCCCGUCGGCGAGGCUCUUCUCGGCCGUGUCGUCGAUGCCCUCGGUAACCCCAUUGACGGCAAGGGUCCCCUCAAGACCACAGAGCGCCGCCGUGCUCAGCUCAAGGCCCCCGGUAUCCUGCCCCGUCAGUCCGUCCGCGAGGCCGUCCAGACUGGUCUCAAGUCCGUCGACGCCAUGGUUCCCAUCGGCCGUGGUCAGCGUGAGUUGAUCAUUGGUGACCGUCAGACUGGUAAGACUGCCGUCGCUCUCGACGCUAUGCUUAACCAGGGACGUUGGAAUAAGGGAUCAGACGAGAAGAAGAAGCUCUACUGCAUCUACGUCGCCGUUGGUCAGAAGCGAUCCACCGUCGCCCAGCUCGUCAAGACUCUUGAGGAGAAUGAUGCGAUGAAGUACACCACCAUCGUUGCCGCCACUGCUUCCGAGGCCCCCUUGCAAUAUCUGGCACCCUUCACCGGCUGCUCUAUGGGAGAGUGGUUCCGUGACAACGGCAAGCACGCCUUGAUCAUCUACGACGAUCUGACAAAGCAGGCCGUUGCCUACCGUCAGAUGUCGCUGCUUCUCCGUCGUCCCCCUGGUCGUGAGGCCUACCCCGGUGACGUCUUCUACCUCCACUCUCGUCUCCUCGAGCGUGCCGCUAAGAUGAACGACCGCCUCGGUGGUGGUUCCCUCACUGCCCUGCCCAUCAUUGAGACCCAGGGUGGUGACGUUUCCGCUUACAUUCCUACUAACGUCAUUUCCAUCACUGACGGCCAGAUCUUCUUGGAGGCUGAGCUGUUCUACAAGGGUAUCCGCCCCGCCAUCAACGUCGGUCUUUCCGUCUCCCGUGUUGGUUCCGCUGCCCAGGUCAAGGCCAUGAAGCAGGUCGCUGGUUCCCUGAAGCUCUUCUUGGCCCAGUACCGUGAGGUCGCCGCCUUCGCCCAGUUCGGUUCCGACUUGGAUGCCGCCACCAAGCAGACCCUCGCACGUGGUGAGCGUCUGACUGAGCUCCUCAAGCAGAAGCAGUACAGCCCCAUGGCCGUCAACGAGAUGGUUCCUCUGAUCUACGCUGGUGUCAACGGUAUACUUGACAAGGUGCCCGUCAACAAGAUCCUGCAGUGGGAGGCCGACUUCCUUGCUCACCUUAAGAGCAACGAGUCUGACCUGCUCGCCACUAUCGAGCGGGAAGGUGCUCUCAGCAAGGACCUCGAGUCCAAGCUGAAGGAGAUUGCCACGAGCUUCACCAAGAGCUUCACGGCAUAG